GGGGCUGCAAAAAUUCAACGGCCACCCAAUUUCAUCAUUUUAGCCAACAAUGUAUGUUAAAUGCGAUCAAUAAAUUCAUGUAUCUGCCAUCUGUUCUCCUUUCCUCCUCUCUCUUCAUUAACUUAAUUAUUAUACUAGUAAUACUUUCUCUCUCUCUCUCACGCACUUUGUCUUUGCAACAUCACCACCAUACAUACAUACAUACAUGCCUUCCACAAGACUCAAACUCCACAGCAUGGGAUUCUCACGGUGGCUCAACCGCACCGUGGGCUUCAUCGUCUUCUUCGUCCUCGACAUUGUGGAUUUCUUGCUUUGCUUUACCUACAAGACCCUUGACUUCUUCUUCGAGUCAGAGUGGAAACCCUGCUACUGCUGUCCGCCCCCUGAGGCCAAGCCAACCGCGGCUGGGGGAAGCAGAGGCGGGAAGAUGAUAGUGUCAGAAAGAUCAGGAGAUUACUCAAAGGUGGUCUCACUGACAAGGACAAAGAUCCAUCUGGAUGAGAUCUCCGACACACUCUACUCACGCCCUUCACUCCUCACCAAGCUCACUAAGCUGGUGAAGUGCUUCAAGAAAGAUGCUGUGAAAUGUUAUGAUGAGUCCAAGAAGAGAAUACCAUCAACUAAAAAGACAAUACUGACAGUGAAUUCCACGGUGGUCGAGAAGUUGCAAAGAACACCAAGAUGGUCUGAUUGCCAUUGCACUUUCUGCACUUCUUGGCUUUCCUCUUCCAACCAUUCUCUCUUUGUCAAUGUCCAACAGCCCAAAGACAACAAGGCACAAGAGAACGUAGUGUUCAUACAUGGGUUCUUAUCAUCAUCAACGUUUUGGACAGAGACUCUGUUCCCAAACUUCUCAGACUCAGCCAAAUCUAGUUACAGGCUGCUCGCUGUGGAUCUGUUGGGUUACGGGAAAAGUCCAAAGCCCAACGAUUCAUUGUAUACAUUGAAAGAGCAUUUAGAGAUGAUAGAGCGAUCGGUGAUCUCUCAGUUCAGACUCAAGACAUUUCACGUAGUGGCUCAUUCCCUAGGCUGCAUUCUGGCUCUUGCGCUCGCGGUUAAACACCCAGGAGCCAUCAAGUCGCUUACUCUAUUGGCUCCUCCAUAUUAUUCGGUACCAAAGGGAGUGCAAGGGACGCAAUAUGUGAUGAGAAGAGUGGCGCCCAAGGAAGUGUGGCCUCCGAUGGCCUUUGGAGCCUCAGUGGCCAGCUGGUACGAGCACAUUAGCCGCACCGUCAGUCUAGUCCUUUGCAAGAACCACCACUUGUUAGAAUUUCUCACCAGGCUACUCACCGGAAACAGGAUGAGAACGUACUUGAUAGAAGGGUUUUUGUGUCACACACACAACGCGUCGUGGCACACACUACACAACAUCAUCUUCGGGUCAGGGAGCAAAGUAGAGGCUUAUCUGGACCAUAUCCGUGACAACGUGGACUGUGACGUCACCGUCUUCCACGGUGGUAGGGACGAGCUGAUCCCCGUGGAGUGCAGCUACGGCGUCAAGAGAAAAGUGCCACGUGCCAGGAUCCACGUCGUCCCCGACAAAGACCACAUCACCAUUGUUGUUGGUAGGCAGAAGGAGUUCGCUCGUGAGCUUGAGCUUAUUUGGCGCAGAUCCACUACUCCUCAACUUCAUACAAUAAAUUAACCUCUUCUUUAUUCAAGUAUAUAUAUAUAUAUAUAUAUAAGAUAGCGUAUAAAGCCAAACCCCGACCACUAUUAUUCCAAUCAUCAUUUUAUUACACCCAUUUACAUUUGCAUUUCUCGGUGACUCCUAUGAAGAAAAAAAAACAUGUUUCUUUUGUGAUAGCUAUUUCAUCAUGAUUUUGAUAAUGAAAAGAAAAACAGAGUAGACAGUUUUGAGUUAUAAAGUGAGUUGCAAUAUGUGCGUCCACAUACAGAGGUAAAUUUUCUAAGCAAAACACACACACACGAAUAUGCUUUAACUAAAUAGAUGUCCGGAGCAUAAAACAUUGUGAUACAACAAAUUAUAGACGGAAA
Molecule: messenger RNA, 1998 nt
Organism: Camelina sativa (false flax)
Lineage: Eukaryota; Viridiplantae; Streptophyta; Magnoliopsida; Brassicales; Brassicaceae
Source: RefSeq, a predicted model, not a curated record